CAGAGAUGGUUUUAAAUCGAGCUGGAUGGGGUCAUGCUCAGGUGGUGUGAUGUCUUCAACGCCUUGCACGGAAAAAAAGAAAUUGAAUCUUCGCACGCGUGUCUCUGAGGGCCAAAUGCUGUCGCCGAUUUCGUAGCCGAACAUCCCUCACCAGCUUUUGCUUGGCUGCUUUCGGAAAAUAUGCAAACGCCGAGAGUUGGAUUCCAACUUCUUCGGGAGUGAGGAUCUCUGUAGGCUCGUCAACAACUCCUCUCGCACUGCUGCACCACUUGGAUAUCGCUUUCUCUUGAAUGAACGGUAUCAUCUCGGGGAGUGCGGGGAGAGCUCGAGGUUGCAGCUUGCAAUCUGCAGUGGUGGUGGUACACUCGUAGGAUGGGUUGGUGUGUUGAGCUCAGUUCACGAAGUCUUCAUUGGAUUGUGCUGUCAAUGUGGGUCAUUGGUGCAGCGGGCUUCCCCGCCUCUCUAGUCUGGAGGUGAAGUUUGUUAUAGGAGCUAGCUGGGUGCGCAGCAGGAGAGUAGUUCAUGGUUUUAGGGGCAUUUCUAUGGCAUUCUACACGCACCCCUGUCCUCACAGAAAACACAUGAAUUCUGUCUACGUAGCACUUGCAGUAGUGGCCGCUUUGUUUGCUUUAUGCCCUCAGGUGGAGGGAGCGCCAUUCCCUCCUCCGCAGUUUAGGAACUGUCGAAGCCUGGAUGGAUGCUGCCCUCCGGUUAACCGGAAACCACCAGUGCCGUUCCAAUUGCCGACUAAUCUUCCAUGGAGGACACGACGGGCGGCGCAGCUCGUGGACGCCGCGUAUAUUGCAAAAUAUCAUAGAGCGUAUGGGCUGAUGAGAGCACUCCCCAACUCAGACCCUCGCUCUCUAUACGCGCAAGCAAGAAUGCACUGCGCGUACUGCGGCGGGGCAUUCUACUUUCCCAACAGCGCCUACCCGCUAGAGAUUCACGACGGUUGGUUCUUCUUCCCCUGGCACCGCAUGUUCCUCUACUUCCAUGAGCGAAUCCUCGCUAGCCUGAUUGGGGACCCGACCUUCACUCUGCCGUUCUGGAAUUGGGACAACCAGUCACCGAUUGCUCCUCUGGGGAAUUUAGUGCCCAGGUACAUGAGCGAGGCUUACUGGAACCGCAGACCUAACCCACUGUACAACAGGAACCGAAAUCGUUGCGCUCUGCCACCCUUCCUCAUAGACUUGAAUUCUGGUGUAGGAUGCGUCAGGAUGUCGUCGGCUAGGUCUAUUCUAACUGAGAACAACCGUCUCAUGUACACUCAAAUGGUGUCCGGUGCAACCACGCCGAGCCUCUUCCAUGGAUCCACGUACAGAUUCAGAUGGAUGGGAGGCAUGGGCGGUGGGACGUUAGAAGGAGCCCCGCAUGGAACCGUGCAUAUUUUCACAGGGAAUCCAUAUGCCAAGAAUCCAUACGAUGAUAUGGGGAACUUGAACGUCGCCGCAUUGGACCCGUUGUUCUAUGCGCAUCACGCCAACAUUGACCGUCUAUGGGAAGUCUGGAAAGGCAUGGGAGGUCGGCGUAGGGACUUAACUGAUCCCGAUUACCUGAGGUCACAGUUCAUUUUCUACGACGAGAACAAGAGGCUGGUUUCUGUCUCCGUCCGCCAAGUCUUGAGCCUGCGCAACUUGAGGUAUGGUUAUCAGAGAGUGGCCAACCCCUGGAUGAAUCCAAGAGCCUUUGGAAUGGGAGUCAUGAGCUCUGACGACAUGGACAUGUCAGGGGCGUCAAUGGAAGCGGCGAAAUGCUCAAGCCUGCAAUAUAGCGAUGUAUCGGCUCUGGUCAAAGCGAGCCCUUUAUUGGAGAAUUCCGGCAACGUUCUCUCCAUCGAACCACUAACGUUCCGUGUGCGUAGACUGGACCCUACUGGCAGUUGGCAGGAAAUCCUAGUGAUCGAGAACAUCGCCAUCGACUGGACCCAGACCGCAAAAAUUAACGCGUUCCUGUUCCAUCCAUCGGCGAGCGGUUCCAGCAUCGACUGCAUGGAGUUCUUCAGCACUUUUGCACACAUCCCCGAGGCUCAUCACAGGAAGAAGAAGGGAUAUACCAGGUCGUGGAAGCUGGGCCUCACGGAGAAACUGGUGCAAUUAGGAUUGUCCCAAGUGUCGCACGCAGUGAUCACACUCGUGCAAGUUGGAUCCGAUCAGCAGAUCAAGUUCGGCUCUGCUCGAAUCCUGCUCGAGGAUUAACAAAAUUUUGAUCGUCGCCGGCGGUGGCGCAGCCAUUGAUCAGUGCUCCCCAGCCCCCACCUUUCCUCCAUUCUUUGCACAGUUGGAAUUCAAUUGUGCUUGUAGCCAUAUUCCAAAACUACCACAGAGAUCAGAGUUUUGUUUGAAGUUUUGGCUGAAAACUUCAUGUGUUUUUCUUAUCAUCGUUCUCAUACCACCUUUUGUUAUGUCGUCAAUAAAGUUCUUCAAAAAAUCAGUUUUUUUCCUCUUAAAGGAUUUGAAGGUCAAAGUAUUCACAUUGUGUGUGUAUAAAUAUGUAUGUAAAUAAAUAAAUAGGUUUUAUGGAAGGAAGUACUAGCUACUACGUGAUGUAGGUUUUUUGUUCUAUUAUCUGAUACAAAGUAGUUCAAAUUAAUUUAACUGCUACUUGAAUAAUGUAGAAGUUCAAAUUACGUGA
Molecule: messenger RNA, 2631 nt
Organism: Physcomitrium patens
Lineage: Eukaryota; Viridiplantae; Streptophyta; Bryopsida; Funariales; Funariaceae
Product: polyphenol oxidase latent form, chloroplastic
Molecular function (GO): catechol oxidase activity
Source: RefSeq, a predicted model, not a curated record